Molecule: messenger RNA, 831 nt
Organism: Drosophila eugracilis
Lineage: Eukaryota; Metazoa; Arthropoda; Insecta; Diptera; Drosophilidae
Exons: 2
Coding region: 1-831 (276 amino acids)
Molecular function (GO): zinc ion binding; nucleic acid binding
Source: RefSeq, a predicted model, not a curated record
AUGCCGCGUCACAGGGAAAGCCAGGAGGCGUUUUCUACCAUACCAAAAAAGGAGCAUCGUCAGGAUUCAGGAGCAUCUAGUCGGCGAUUAGAUACCUGCCGCUAUUGCAAGAAAAAGGGACACUGGAUCAGGAACUGCAUAAAAUGGAAGAAGGAUGGACGUCCGAAGCCGAGCUACCAGAAUGAACAAGGAAAUUGUGCAGAACCAACGUUAACUCUCGUCUCAGUCCACAAUAGCGUGUUUGCAGCAGAGGCAAACUCAGAGGUCGACUGGUGGAUAGACAACGGUGCAACAAAGCACGUUGUGAAGACUGCGAAGUAUUUCGAGCAUUUUGAGAAGUUUGAGAAUCCAAGUUGGAUCAGAGCAGCUGGAAAUGAAACCUUGUCAGCUUUGGGCCAGGGCACAAUCAAAGCCAAAACGAUUGUCAAUGGAAAAAUUCUUUUUCUUUCUUUGAAAAAUGUAUGGUUUGUUCCCAAUAUAAUGAAGAACCUGUUUUCAGUUUUGGCUGCCCAAGACAAUAAUCCAAGUAGUCGUUUUGAGUCGUCAGCAACCGAGUGCACCCUCAAAAUAAACGACAAGAUUAUCCUCGUUGGAGCCAGAGAAGUUGGAGGAACACUCUACAGAGCAGCGAUCGAGCCCAUACUUCCAGAACGAAACGUCGAUGUCAACGUCGCAACUUCAGGAACUUCAAUUCUCCAACUCUACCACGAGAGGUUGGGACAUAUGGCCAAGAAUCACAUCAAGGACAUGCUCAAAAGAGUAGCUUUUGCGAGCCUUGCAUCCUUGGAAAGGCACAUCGAUUGCCAAUUGGAACGAGGAAACCAGCGAUGA